AUGGGCGAUAUCAUUCCUCAAUCCAUUCCUCGUGCUUCUCGAGCGUGGGCAGUCCCAGGCUCAACCAACAUCAUCCCAGCCAAAUUCCCCUCUGCCUCACCCAAACCCACAACUUCCGACCCGCAAGAAAUUGCCACCAGCGUAGUCAACGCGUUCAACAAGGCCCUACAGAGCAAAGACUACCCCGCUCUAUCGCAACUCUUCGCCGAAGACGGUUUCUGGCGAGAUCAUCUUGCGCUCACUUGGUCCUUUAGAACAGUCCAAGGACCAGAUAAUAUUUUAUCUUUUUUGAAGCAAUCUUCUCAAUCAAAAAAUGGGUUUCGCUUGGCCAAAAUCGGUCUCGAUACCAGCUCCGCAGUGCGAAAGCCUCAAUCCAUCCCUAUCGAUGGCAAGGGUGAAGUACAAGGUGUUCAAUUUUUCUUCACUCUUGAUACCGUUCUAGGUACGGGACUGGGUCUUGCGCGAUUGGUGGAGGUCAAUGGCCAGUGGAAGAUCUUUACUUUCUACACACGCAUCAAUGAUCUCAAAGGUCAUGAAGAAACUGUCAACGACCAUCGACCUCGUGGCGUUGAGCAUGGCGGUAUGCCUGGCCGAAAGAACUGGGCUCAGCGAAGAGCUGAAACUUCCGAGUUCACCAAAGAUGACCCAGCUGUCCUGAUCGUUGGUGCUGGCCAGGCCGGUCUCACUGCUGCUGCCCGACUUAAGAUGCUAGGCGUAGAAGCUUUGGCAAUCGACCAGAACGACCGUGUAGGUGACAAUUGGCGAAAGAGAUAUCACCAACUCGUCCUUCACGACCCGGUCUGGUAUGACCACAUGCCUUACCUUCAAUUCCCACCUCAAUGGCCUAUCUUCACGCCAAAGGACAAAUUGGCUCAGUUCUUUGAGGCAUAUGCUACCCUUCUUGAACUCAACAUCUGGAUGAAGACAUCUCUCAUCGACACUAAGUGGGAUGAGGCUUCCAAGACUUGGACUGUCACUGUUGAGAGGAAGAAGGAUGAUGGUACCACUGAGAAGCGAACGUUUCACCCUCGCCAUAUCAUCCAGGCUACUGGUCACUCUGGAAAGAAGAACAUGCCUGAUAUGAGGGGCAUCUCCGACUUCAAGGGCGAUCGUCUUUGCCAUUCCUCCGAGUUUUCUGGUGCAAAGGAGAACAGUCAGGGCAAGAAGGCCAUCGUUGUAGGCUCUUGCAACUCAGGACACGACAUUGCUCAGGAUUUCCUCGAGAAGGGCUACGAUGUAACAAUGGUCCAACGGUCCACCACUCACGUUGUUUCCUCAAAGGCAAUCACCGAUAUUGGACUCAAGGGUGUCUACAGCGAAGAUGGUCCUCCCGUUGACGAUGCCGAUCUCCUCAUUCACGGACUUCCCAUCCCAGUCUUCAAAGCACUUGCUGUUGAAACCACCAAGAAGCAAGCCGAAUGUGACAAAGCCAUCCUAGACGGCCUCGACCGCGCCGGCUUCAAGGUUGACCGCGGCCCAGACGGUGCAGGACUCUUGAUGAAGUACUUCCAGCGCGGAGGAGGUUACUACAUCGAUGUCGGCGCAUCGCAGCUCAUUGCCGACGGCAAGAUCAAGGUGAAGCACGGACAGGAAAUUGAGACUGUUCUCCCCAAUGGUCUUCGAUUUGCUGAUGGCACAGAGCUCGAGGCUGAUGAGAUUGUAUUCGCCACGGGAUACCAAAACAUGCGAACGCAGUCGAGGACCAUGUUUGGCGAUGCUGUUGCCGACAAGGUCAACGAUGUCUGGGGUUUCAACGAGGAGGGUGAGAUGAGAACUAUCUGGCAGAAGAGUGGACUACCUGGAUUCUGGUUCCAUGGUGGCAACUUGGCUAUGUGUCGGUAUUACUCUAAGCUAUUGGCUUUGCAGAUUAAGGGAUUGGAAGCAGGAUUGUAUACUUAUGACGAUAUUUGA
This is a messenger RNA of Fusarium venenatum, 1911 nucleotides long. RefSeq lists its product as uncharacterized. The record is from RefSeq and is a predicted model, not a curated record. Gene Ontology annotation, molecular function: flavin adenine dinucleotide binding; monooxygenase activity. Lineage: Eukaryota; Fungi; Ascomycota; Sordariomycetes; Hypocreales; Nectriaceae.